AUGGCUUCUUUUGCUAGACAUCUCCAUGAUGCCUUCUAUGCGUAUGGAUCGGCUCUAAGAAAAGCAGAUUCUCUUGAACCGGAUGGUCGAAAGAGCGCAAGUGUGAUGACAAAAGCAAUGCAAAACUCCUUCUUCGGACUGACUGGUAAGGUAACAUUUGACUCGAACAGCGUUAGGGUGCCGCUCUACGUAGUUUAUGGCAUAGAUAAAAAUGGUCAGCAACAGGCGUUUAUGAAAAUGUCUCUCUCCGAUGAGAUAAAAGUGAAUCUCACGCUUCUGUACACCGACGAAGCAACUUCGAUUUGGGAGACGAGAAAGGGGAUAAGACCUUUAACAAGGCCUCUGUGCGGUUACUCGGGAACAGAAUGCCCUCUGUCAUUCUGGAAUCAGUAUCUCGUCUACAUUAUAGCUGGAUCAUCCCUGGCGCUUGUUUUACUGAUAUCCCUGACUUGCUUGCUUAUUUUCACUGUGCGAGCGAGGAGAGCGGAACUGGCAAGGCUGAACGCUGAAUGGCAAAUACCUUCCGUUACACUUGUUCCAAUAAAGGUUGAUCGACGAAGCCGGCGAUCUCUCCAGUCUGGUCCUUCUACAGUGACAGGGGAUAGUGUAUUCGAUAACGAUAAGAGCAAGUAUGAGCUUUAUUCCAUGAACAAGGAAAUGGUCCUCGUCACCAAGCACACUCCGCUCCAACUCACCUCUGCUGAGAGAACGCUUUUUGUGAAGCUACGUAAACUUGAUCACGACAAUGUGAACAAAUUCAUUGGGAUGUCCAUCGACAGCAACCAGUUUAUGGUCGUGUGGAGAAUUUGCUCUCGCGGAAGCCUCCAGUCGAUAAUCGCCAAAGGCACGUUCACUUUUGACUCCUUCUUCAUCGUCUGUAUCAUUCGAGACAUCUCCGAGGGACUUUUCUAUCUACAUCGCUCGUUCGUUGGAGCAGUUGGCACACUGAGUUCCAGCACAUGCCUUGUCAAUGAUGGUUGGCAGGUCAAAAUUUCCUCUUAUGGAAUACCACACUGUGUUAAUCGUCAAGCACAGAAGGUGUCACUAUGGGUAGCUCCAGAGCACUUAGCUGAAUCACCUGUGGGAGAAUCAAAGCCAGGCGACAUCUACUCGUUUGCCAUCAUAUGCUCUGAAGUGAUUACUCGCAAACCUGCAUGGAAUAUCGCAGAGAGAGCUGAAAAUGUCGAUGAGCUGAUAUAUCGUAUUAAGAAGGGUGGUCUUGAGCCAAUACGUCCAGAACUAGCACUGGAUGGUGUGGAUGUCAGUAAUACUUUGAAAUAUCUACAAGUUAAGCUGAGUCUCGUAAGAGACUGUUGGAAUCAGAACCCUGCAAUUCGACCAGACAUCGAAUUUGUAUGUACUCAAAUAAGGGAAAUGAUGAAAACAUGGAAUAAAACCAAUUUGAUGGAUCAUGUCUUCGCUAUGCUCGAGGACUAUACCACAACCUUAGAAUUAGAGGUAGAAGACCGAACGAAGGAGCUGGCUGAGCAAAAACAAAAAGCGGACAUUCUGCUGGGGAGGAUGUUGCCGAGGCAGGUGGCGGAGCGUCUGAAACUUGGUCAGUCUGUAGAACCGGAAAGCUUUGACAGUGUCACUGUAUUCUUCUCGGAUGUCGUCAAAUUUACUCAGUUAUCCGCUAAGUGUACACCUUUCCAGGUUGUCAAUCUUCUUAAUGAACUUUAUAGUAACUUCGACGCUAUUAUUGAAGAACACGACGUCUACAAGGUUGAAUCUAUUGGCGAUGGAUAUCUUUGCGUUUCUGGUCUACCGGUUCGCAAUGGACAUGCCCAUAUCAAGCAAAUCGUGGAUAUGUCUCUUGCAUUUAUGGACUAUGUAAGGCAGUAUCGAUUUCGCCCUCUCCCAAGGGAGAGGGUAGAGCUUCGGAUAGGUGUGAACAGCGGAGCGUGCGUUGCAGGAGUGGUGGGACUCAGUAUGCCUCGUUACUGUCUCUUCGGUGACACUGUAAAUACAGCUUCCAGAAUGGAAAGCAAUGGGAAACCAAGUCACAUCCAUCUUUCUGGAUCGGCUCACACUUUGCUUGUUUCUACGUAUCCAUCCCAAUAUGAAACCCAACGACGAGGUGAAGUGAUCAUAAAGGGAAAAGGAGUGAUGGAAACGUUUUGGGUGUUGAGUCGGAACGACCGUCAUUCGCCGACUAUCGCGCAACAGGGUGAACAAGUUGAAAAGGAUGAAGAGGUGCAUGGAAUUCACACAAACACAACAUCAUCGAUCCACGAAAACGAGACGCUAUACACUGAGUAUAAACGAAAAUCUUGA
Messenger RNA from Haemonchus placei, 2277 nucleotides. The record is from the annotation of a GenBank genome assembly. Lineage: Eukaryota; Metazoa; Nematoda; Chromadorea; Rhabditida; Trichostrongylidae.